AAAAGUCAGUGUUUUCUAUUAGACGAAGCUGCGUAGAAUAACAGACACUCAGAUGUGGACAAAUGCUGGGUAUUUUAGCAACAUUUUGAGUACUAAAAAUUACAAUAAAAUUACAAAAUAAGCCCACUCCGUCGAAAAGAGCGCGAGCGCGGUGUGAGUGACAGCCGUAAGAACAGCGGUAUGCGUGACUGACGCUCAGCUCAGAUGGACAGGAUCCAGUGCUUUUGACAAGUCAGGACACCACAUGCGGCCACUGUGAUUCCUUCAAGUUUUUUAAUUGACAGCAGACAAGAACUUGACGCGAAGAACGGAGGACAGCAAGCACGAUGAACACCAGUGACGCCAAAGAAUACCUCGCCAAACGAGAGAUCCCGCAGCUGUUUGAGAGCAUGCUGACGGGUCUGAUGUACCACCGCCCCGAGGAUCCGCUCGCCUUCCUGGAGAGCUGCCUGCAGAAAGCGCGGGAGCUGGGCGGGCCUGAACGCGUGCCCUGGGACGCCUUCAUCACCCCCGACCGACGGCCACUGCCCCCUAUUGGCGUGGGGCAGGGGAAGAAAGCCACCUUCCGGCCUGAGCCGGGCCCGGGGCCGGGGCCGGGGCCGUACCGCAGGUACGAGCGGCUGCCCCCGAUCCAGGCUCAGUACUCCAUAGAGAGUGACUCUGACAUGACCGAGACCUCCGGGCUGAUCCAGGAGUACGACGUCUUCGAUCCCUCCAAGCCACGCCCUCACAUCAUCUUUGUCAUUGGGGGACCAGGAAGUGGGAAGGGGACCCAGACCACUAAGAUGGCAGGUCACUACGGUUACGAGUGCGUGUCGGUGGGCGAGAUCCUGCGGAACCAGCUGCUCCACCACGCCCCCAGCGACAGGAAGUGGGAGCUCAUUGCCCAGAUCAUAGCCAAUGGGGAGCUGGCACCACAGGAGACCACCAUUGAGGAGCUGAAGCAACAGUUUAUAAAGAAGCAGGAUGCCCGGGGCUUUAUUGUCGAUGGAUUCCCUCGGGAGAUAUCCCAAGCCUUCACCUUUGAGGAGCAGAUUGGCUCCCCAGACCUGGUUGUCCUGCUGGCCUGCUCCAAUCAGCAGCUCCGACAGCGUCUGGAGAAGAGGGCGGCCCAGCAGGGUCGCCCUGACGACAACACCCAUGCCAUCGAGAGACGACUGGAGACCUUCAAGCAGAACAUCAGCUUGAUUGCCAAGUACUACCAGGAGAGGGCACUUAUCGUCCGGAUUGAUGCCGAUCGAGACGAGGACGACAUAUUCAGAGACAUCAGCUCUGUGGUGAAUGACAGACUGUUCCCCAAGGUACUUCAGGCAGAGGGAUUCUCUGAGCCAGAACUUCUCCCAGAAUACCUUGAGGAAGCAGGGGCGUUGUGUUCCAGGGGAGAGUUAGGGGGACUUCUCUUCACGCAGCAGAUCACCAUGGCAGAGGAACUGAAGAACCACAAGAUAAUCUUUGUUGUGGGCGGACCUGGCGCUGGGAAGGGCACACAGUGUAGGAAAAUUGUGGCCAACUAUGGCUACACUCACCUGUCCACAGGUGACCUUCUGCGUGCUGAGGUCAAGUCUGGGUCCGCGAAGGGCAAGGAGCUGGCAGCCAUCAUGGAAAAGGGACAAUUGGUCCCCCUGAAAACCGUUUUGGAGAUGCUUAGGCUUGCUAUGAUCGAGAAGGCUGGUGCCUCCAGUAGCUUUCUGAUCGACGGAUAUCCCAGAAAUGUCACACAAGGAAAGGAAUUUGAAAAAGAGGUUGGAGAGCCUACCCUUUUGCUGUACAUUGACGUAACCAAGGAGACCAUGAUUGAGAGGCUGUUGAAUCGGGCGAAGACGAGCGGCCGUACCGAUGACAACUAUGACACGAUCAAGAAACGGGUGGAGCUCUUCUACGAAAAAACGGAGCCCGUCCUCGACCACUAUAAAGACAAGGGCAUCGUCUGUAAGGUUGCUGGUGACGGUACGAUAGAGGAGGUGUUUGAGAAUGUGGCCAAAUUCAUGAACUCCCUCAAGUAAAGCUAACACCGCUGGAAAAAAAAGACUGAUUCCCUGUCAUCUUUCAACACCUUUUUCCAGUUGAAAAACAAAUAAAAAUGUCCUGCAUCAUCAAAACAAAA
Conger conger (European conger) is the source of this 2104-nucleotide messenger RNA. RefSeq names its product adenylate kinase isoenzyme 1-like. The transcript is spliced from 14 exons. NCBI's taxonomy places the organism in Eukaryota, Metazoa, Chordata, Actinopteri, Anguilliformes, Congridae. Gene Ontology annotation, cellular component: cytoplasm; cytosol. The record is from RefSeq and is a predicted model, not a curated record. Gene Ontology annotation, molecular function: AMP kinase activity; ATP binding. Bases 327 to 2003 code for a protein of 558 amino acids. Gene Ontology annotation, biological process: nucleoside triphosphate biosynthetic process.